AUGAAGCUCAGUCAAUCCCUCAGUAUCUUCGCGCUCCUCGUAGUGUCGACUGUCGCCGUGGCUGUUCCUCAAGACAAAGCAUGCACACAAUGUCUCACUGAGGGUGCUUUCUGCUCUGGAUUCGCCGGUCCUGUUGGCACAUGCUGCGAUGGGUUGUCGUGUGAAAACGAACCGGGAGUGGCAGAUGAUGCUCACUGCAUUCGAAAGAAGAAGUGUUUGGCGAAGGGUGCUACUUGCGUGAGCAUCGCUGGUCCCCAGGGUACAUGCUGUUCUGGAAAGUGUACCUUCGUGGCAGCAGACUAUAGUGUGUGCAAGUGA
Messenger RNA from Botrytis deweyae, 318 nucleotides. RefSeq lists its product as uncharacterized. Bases 1 to 318 code for a protein of 105 amino acids. The record is from RefSeq and is a predicted model, not a curated record. NCBI's taxonomy places the organism in Eukaryota, Fungi, Ascomycota, Leotiomycetes, Helotiales, Sclerotiniaceae. The transcript is spliced from 3 exons.